AAACGAUUCCUUAGAUAAAAUCACCACUUCUAAUGUAAUUACACAACAAUGGAAUUGUUUCAAAAUUCAAACGGAGCAAGAAGAUCUCGACUGCCUCAUGAAAAUCCUAAAAGGUAUAGAAAAUGAAAUCAUGGAUAAAGAACGUAAACAGCAUAUUAGAUCAUUACAAAAUAUUAAUCAGCCGAAUAAUUCUGAUUAUAAUGGGAAUGAACUGUUAUCAUUAAAAGAUAUGGGGUUCUUACGAGGAAAAUUCGAAGAAAAAACAAAUUACAAGGAUUUAGCCUUAAAUAAUAUAGCACUAUUGAAAAAUAAAAUUAAGAAAAAAGAUACAUCUCUGCAUGAACAUAUUUUUACAAAAUUAAGCAAUAUAGAUGUCGAUAAAUUGUCAAAUGAUGAUCCAUUAUAUAUUGGAGUAAUUGAUCUUGGUUCAAACAAAUAUAGUAUUGCGGAAAGUGAUUAUGAAACUCUUGUUAGGAAUGACAUUCAAAAUUUGCGAAAAUUUGUAUUGCCUUCGAGAGAUGUAGUAAUGCAUGAUCAAUGGGUUGAAGACAAUUAUAUCAAAGAACGUAUAGCAAGUGGAAUUAUCGAUAUUCUUUUGCAAGAAAUUAAGUUGAAU
This is a messenger RNA of Acaulospora morrowiae, 616 nucleotides long. NCBI's taxonomy places the organism in Eukaryota, Fungi, Glomeromycota, Glomeromycetes, Diversisporales, Acaulosporaceae. The record is from the annotation of a GenBank genome assembly.